Messenger RNA from Adineta steineri, 2820 nucleotides. The record is from the annotation of a GenBank genome assembly. NCBI's taxonomy places the organism in Eukaryota, Metazoa, Rotifera, Eurotatoria, Adinetida, Adinetidae.
AUGCCAUCACAUAUUCUUGAAUAUCCAUUACUCAAUCCAUGGCAACAUUUUACUAUUUAUGCUACACAUAACCGUUAUAUUGUUGUGGCAAUGAAUAAAAGUAGAUCAAAAGGUCGUAUUCUAAAAAUUGAUCGUAUGGAUCAAAAAGAAUUACUUAUCGUUGAAGAUCAACAUGAAUAUACACAUACUGAACUUCGUCAACUUCUUGGUACUAUUGAGAUAAGUAAUAGUCGUGCUGGUGGUUUUAGUAAAACAGUUUUUUGUCAUGGAAUCAUCGGUUUUAUUAAAUUUCUCGAAGGAUAUUAUAUGAUUGUAAUAACACGACGAAGUCAAGUAGCAAGAAUAGGUUAUCAUAGAAUAUAUAAAAUCGAUGAAACAUCAAUGUUAAGUAUUACAAAUGAAGAUAUAAAAAAGACUCAUCCAGAUGAAAGCAAAUAUCUUCGUGCAUUACAAAAUCUUGAUUUAACAAAUGGAUUUUAUUUUAGUUAUACAUACGACUUAACACAUACAUUACAAUAUAAUUUUAUGCAACAAAAUAAUAAAACUAAUAAGGAAAAUUUAACUGAGAAUUUUUGUUGGGGUACACGUUAUCAACCAACAUGGAAAUAUGUUUGGAAUGAAUAUCUUCAAGAACCAUUACGAUCACAAGUUCAUCCAAGAUGGUUACUUUUUAUUGUACAUGGUGUUAUACUUCAAUAUAAUUUAAAUGUUUUUUGUCGUUCAAUUUAUUUAACAUUAAUCUGUCGACGAUCACAAAAAUAUUCUGGAACAAGAUUUCUUAAACGUGGAGGAAAUUGUAAAGGUUAUGUAGCAAAUGAAGUUGAAACUGAACAAAUUGUUCAUGAUGCUUCACUUUCUUCUCUUGGUAAAAGUCAUUUUACUUCGUAUGUACAAUUACGUGGUAGUAUACCAGCAUUUUGGAGUCAAGAUCCAAAACAAGUACCUAAACCACCGAUUAUGAUUGAUAUGAAUGAUCCAACUUAUGUUGUGGCAUCACAACAUUUUCGACAAUUACUUUAUCGAUAUGGUUCACCUAUUCUUGUACUUAAUCUUGUUAAAAAACAUGAAAAGAAAAAACAAGAAUAUACUUUAUCAGAAGAAUUUUGUGGUGCUUUGGAUUAUAUUAAACAAUUUGUACCGGAUGAUAAUAAUAUUCAAUAUUUAGCAUUUGAUAUGGCACGUGCUAAUCGUUCCAAACAUCGACGAGUUAUGCCAAAAUUAGAUGAAAUUGCUCGACGAUAUUUACAACAAACUGGAUUCUUUCAAAAUUUUCCAUUAUUAGUUAAUGAUAAACAAUAUUUUUAUGAUCGAGAAAAUGCAAUUAAAUUAACACCAUAUGAAACAUUCUUUGUACAAACAGGUGUUGCACGAGUCAACUGUGUUGAUUGUCUUGAUAGAACAAAUACAGCUAUGUUUGCUAUAGCAAAAUGUGCACUUGGAUAUCAGUUAUUUUCCAUGGGUCUUACUGAUUCUCCGCAUUUACAAGAAGAUUCUUCGGUUGAAUUGGUAAUAAAACAAUUAUUUGAACAUUCAGGUGAUAUUCUAGCUCAACAAUAUGCUGGUAGUCAAUUAGUUCAUCGUAUUGAUACAUAUAAAAAAUCAACACCAGCUUGGUCGACACAAUCUCGUGAUAUUGUACAAACACUUUCACGUUACUAUUCAAAUACAUUUUCAGAUGCGGAAAAACAACAUGCAAUGAAUUUAUUUUUGGGAACUUUUCGACCCAGAUUAGGUCGAGCACAUUUCUGGGAAUUAGCAAGUGAUUAUCAUUUACAUGAUCCACGAUUAACAAUUGGUUACAUGCCACCACAUUGCACUAAUAUUCUUGGAGAUGACAUAUGGUUUUCAUUACCAUUUUCAGCUGAACAAGUUUUAAAAUCUCAAAAAGAUUGCUUAGAAAUUGUUUCAGUUAGCAAUGAUGAUCCACUUGUUGAUGGUUUCAAUGAAUAUUACCGUCCAAAUGAAUUAACAGUAUUUGAAGAAAAAUUUGAAUGGCAUAUGGAUUCAACUAAUAAAGAUAUCGCUUAUAAUUAUGGAAAUAUUCGAGAAUUUACACCAUUUUCUGUUCGAGAAAAUAAACAACGAAAAACUAUAACUAGUCUUAGUCUUACUGCUGAUGUUCAACAACGAGCACUUCUUCCACCAUCUGCAUCCUUAUCGACUCCAUCUCAGAAUUUAAAUCAAGAUCAAAGUUCUGAUGAAGAUAUGUUUGAUGAUACAGAUACAGAUGAAGAGAAUUCGAAAAAACAAUUACAAACAUCUAAUAAAAAAUCAUUGAAACCAAAACCAAUUAAUAGAUCAAUAAAUGAUGAUUCAAAUAAUAGUGCAAUACAAGUUAAACGUCUAUUAAAUACAAUAUUUCCUACAACAGAUGAUGUGUACGGAUUUCAUUUGGAAGAACCAUCCACGGAAUCAUUACAUUGUUAUGAACAAUAUGCAAGAAUAGCACAUGAUGCAUGUUUACCAUCAUUAACACCAAUAUCAAAUAAACAACAUCUUUAUGAUGCAUCAAUCUCAUCAUAUCAAUCAGUUUCAUCAACUUCUAGUUUUGAAAUUAUUUCAUCUAGUACAAAUGAACGAUCGAAAUCAAAACCACAACCUCAACAACACCGUCUUCAUCAUCAUCAUUCAACAGAAAAUCAAUCAUUACAAACAUUAUUAAUAUCUAUGUUUGAUGAACCUAUUGUAAAUGAUGAAACUAUUCGAAUAUAUGAACAAUGUGUAGCUGUUGCACAUCAAGGACCUUUUGAACCGUCAGAUGUUGAUUGUUUAUUUUAUGAAGAAUAUGUAACUUCUCUGAUGAUUACUGCUCAGUCAUAA